Molecule: messenger RNA, 1357 nt
Organism: Sipha flava (yellow sugarcane aphid)
Lineage: Eukaryota; Metazoa; Arthropoda; Insecta; Hemiptera; Aphididae
Gene: Obp59a
Product: probable serine/threonine-protein kinase clkA
Exons: 7
Coding region: 90-1247 (385 amino acids)
Molecular function (GO): odorant binding
Source: RefSeq, a predicted model, not a curated record
UCGAGGACGGUUUUCCGCCGCGAGGGUAUAAAACACGAGCGGUCGUCGACCAACGGCCGUAUUCGCACACGGAAAAACACACGCGCAUCAUGUGGCCAGAUUUUGCGCUUCGCAAUCGCCAUACGACGAUCGUAUCGAUCAUCACCGUCGCAAUGCUGUUCAGCACCGCCGGAGAGGUCCAUGGAUUGAAGUGCAGGACGACGGAUCAUUCGAACCGCCAAGGAGAGUUUAUCGACUUGGCGGAACAGUGUAACAAUAUGACUUCGAAAGGCGGUGACCGGACGAUGGGCAAUGAUUACUCUUCGUCGCAGUCCGGGGGCGGUGGAGUCGGAGGCGGCGACAGCAACAGAAGGGACACAAGCAGGAGAAACGAUGAGGACAAGAGAAACGACGAGGGCAGGAGAAACGGUGAGGGAGGCAGGAGAAGUGGUGAGGUCCGCAGAAACAACAAUCGGGAAUUCAGCGUGACUCGACAGGACUUCAGCGGUAACGGCAACCGCGAGGAAAGUGGUAACAAUAAUUAUAACCGCGGUGAUGGCUACAACCGCGGUGAUGUCUACAACCGCGGUGAUGGCUACAACCGCGGUGUUGGCUACAAUCGCGGUAGUGGCGGCGACCGCGGCUCUACGUCGUGUGACUUUCAGCCGCAACAGUAUCCCGCACAGGGAAAUUACGGAGACCGACAGAACAACUAUCGACAGGGAAGUCCAUAUUAUCCGAGUGUAGAUUACGACGCGAGACAAUCGAAUUCCAACUAUAAUCAAUGGACGAGACGGAAUCGUAGGCAUGCCAAUAAAAAUAGUAACCGUCGCAUAAAGGCGGCAACGAGCAGUAACAGACUUUUGGGAAACAAUCGUUUCAGAAACGUGACAAAAAACGGAGUGGACCAGGGAAGAGGAUCAAUCCUCGACAAAAUGGAUGCCUGCACAAUUCACUGCGUAUUCAAUCAAUUAGAAAUGCUGAACUCAAAUUCUCGUCCAGACAAACCGUCAAUAGUGAACAUUAUGACCAAUCAAAUAAAAGAUGUCGAACUAAAAGAAUUCUUGCAGGACUCUAUUGAUGAAUGCUUUGACACUCUCGAACUCGACGUUCAUAAUAAUAAAUGUGAAUUUUCUAAAAACUUUGCGAUGUGUAUGGAGAAUAAAGCGCAAAGGAACUGCGACGACUGGGAUGAAAGCGCCUCUUCGAGCAGAUUCAAUUCCGCCCAAGACGGAAACAACCAACAAGACAAAAAAAAAGGAUAUUGAAAAAGUUUCUGCAAUCUUAAUGCGAUUGAUUAAAUUAUUUAAACUAUUUAUUUAUUAAACAUUUAUGUCUACAAGAUUGCUUUGAUUUAAUAAAGCGAUUUUCCUUCAGA